Rhodotorula graminis WP1 is the source of this 309-nucleotide messenger RNA. RefSeq lists its product as uncharacterized. The record is from RefSeq and is a predicted model, not a curated record. The coding region runs from base 1 to 309 and encodes 102 amino acids. The transcript has a single exon. NCBI's taxonomy places the organism in Eukaryota, Fungi, Basidiomycota, Microbotryomycetes, Sporidiobolales, Sporidiobolaceae.
AUGGCCUUCCUCAAGCGGCGUGUCCUCGCGCAUCUGGUCGCCGACGGCGAGCUCGUCAAGCUCACGCGUGAGCGGUGGGAGCGCACGACCGGCGCCCCUCUGCCGCCCCAGGUCAAGGGCGAGGAGGGCGAGAGCGCGUUCGUGUGGGUCGACAGCCGGCGGUGGGAGGAGCUCGCGAGGAGGAAGGCCAGGGAGGGACCGCCGCUCGAGGUCCGGGCGGCGCCGAGACGGCCUGAGAAGGACGACGUCGAGCGCGAGCUCGACAGGCUCGAGCGCGAGGAGGGCAGUAGCGCGCCGUGGUCCGAGUAA